Funneliformis mosseae is the source of this 2409-nucleotide messenger RNA. Lineage: Eukaryota; Fungi; Glomeromycota; Glomeromycetes; Glomerales; Glomeraceae. The record is from the annotation of a GenBank genome assembly.
AUGAAGCAAAAAAAUCAAAAUACAGUACAUUAUUAUGAAGAUGGUGAUAUCCUAAUAACGGUGCAAGAUGUGACAUUUCGAAUACAUAAAAAUAUUUUAUCUAUAGCAUCAAAAGUAUUUCGUGAUAUGUUCACAUGCGCUACAUCAUCCUCAGAGGAAGAAUUACCGAGUUUAACUUUAACUGAUACAUCAUCAACAACAUUUGAAAAUUUAUUAGCAUAUUUAUACCCACACACCUUUACACCUAUUACAUGGAAAAACGUUACGGAAUUUUGUCAAUUAGCUGAUAAAUACGAAUUCAAUAUGGUGAUUGAAGCGGCUGAUAAUUUUUUGAAAGCGAAUUUUCAAGAAAACCCACUCAUUUCAUUGGUGUUGGCUGACAGGUAUGGGUUUAAAUGCGUCUAUAAAGAAUCAUCUAAAUUAAUUUUGGAUAAUUUAUUACAAUACAAAGGGGAUUUACCGUUCAAAAAACUUUCAAGCGAUACAAGAUGCGCUUUGAUGGAGAAAUAUUUGGAUUUUGUUGUAGCAGUAUCUUCAUUACAAGAUCUGAAGCAUCAAUAUGAUUAUCAUCAUGCUUGUGAGAAAAAUCCAAAUUUAUAUACGGUCUGUUUAAAUAAACAAAAAACUUGUCAAUUAUAUGAAGAUUUUUUUAACGGUGUGCAAUUAGAUCCAACGGUGCCUCCUUCUAUAAAUUUAAAUCUUUUCCUGAAAUAUUGUAAGAAAUUUAAAAAGAAACAUGCGCUAUUAAAUCAAUGUAAUAUUUAUUUUAUUCAACAUUAUUUAAUUGGUAAAAUUGUGAAGUAUUUAUUUUCUGGUGAUAUUAAAGCUGCUGAUACUUUGGAAUUAGCGUUAAUAACGUUAGCACAAGAUACUAUAGCUAGCAAUUGUAUAGUACCUUUAGAGCCAGUUCCGGUAGAGAAUAAGCAGAUAACGAUAGGAUAUGUUCAACUGUUUGACACAAGUCAACCAAAAAGACCAAACAUUCCAUGGAGCUAUUAUGAUUUUAUAAAUGUUAUUGCAUACCCACAAGACAGAGGAGGAGAUUGGAAUGAUAUUUUCCGUCCAAAAGAUGUGAGCAAAUUAAAACUCAUAGAUGAUUUGGUUAGAGAUAAAGCUAAUUCAUCUACUAAAAUUCUUCUUUCAAUAAGAGAUUAUGACGUUGGUAAAUGGCCUCAAGGGCAGCUCGAGCAACAAGGGCAGCAAGGACAGCAAAUUGAUGGCGAUUAUCAAAAAAUUAUUACCGAAACAAUUUUAACUAUAAAAAAUCAUGGUUUAGACGGUAUAGACAUUGAAUAUCCUGGAAUGAGAGGAAGUUUAUGUAGACCUGAUCCUAUAUGGGAUAAAGAAAAUGAUGGCAAAUUCAUUAAUUUUUUAACAAGACUUCGAGGGGAAUUGAUUAAAAUGGAAGGUUCAAAAAUACUUAUGUUAACAGUUGGUAGAGAUAUAAUUGGAAAUUUAAAAAAUGAAAUUGAUUUUCUUAACAUAGAAACUUAUCACAAUAGUUUUUAUCAAAAUUUAAAUGGGCCAGACGAUAACUAUAGAUCAUAUCCAAAUUCUCCACUGAAUAUAUUCAGAUUGGCAUAUGAAAAUUGGAGUAAGGCUGGAAUUGAUAGUAAAAAAAUAAUUAUGGGCGUAGAUUUUGGGAACACUAUUCAAAUGAUAUUUGAUAAUGCCAAAACAAUUGAACAAUCUCAAACUGUUGCGUUUCCUAAAAAUGUUGUUUUUGAUGUUAAAAGUCUAGGUUUAGAGGCACAAACCAAAUUAAUCAAAGAUCCUUGCGGUGAUGAUUCUAAUCAAAUGAAACUAUAUUCAUGGUCAUGGAAACAUCUUUCAAAUUCUACUCUAGAUCCAAAAUCCGGAUAUUGUAAUAUUAUUAAUAAUAAUAUUCAACUUAAAUGGACGCGUAAUUUUGGCCAGGUUGAUGAAUCUAAGACACCAUGGUUAUAUAGCGCUUUUAAUCCUGAUAUUAUUCCUAAUAAUUAUUUGUAUGUAUCUUAUGAAGAUUUUGUUUCAUUAAGUUUGAAGUUAGAAUUUGCCAAGAAUAAUUCAGUCGGAGGAAUUUCUAUAUCUGAUGUUACUUUUGAUGAUGAUAAGAACAAUUUAUUAAGUUUUAUGCAGCCAAUACGAGGUAAAUCAACAGUUGGAAGUUCAUCUCCAUCGAAUGGAUCAGAUAAUAAAUCUAAUCCUAAUAAUAACGUAGGAAUUAAGAAAGGAAUUAUCACUGGUUCAAUUGUUGGAAGUGUAUUGGGUCUGUUUUUAUUAGUAAGUUGCGCGUAUUGGUAUCGUCAAAAAACUCUUCGUAAAACCGAAGUUGAUAUUAAUCCAGAAUUAUCAUCAAAUCGAAUUGUUUCUUCGACAACUGUUAUACCAAGUGAUCGACGGAUCAUCGAUCAUCUAAUUAUCGAAUGA